Cephus cinctus (wheat stem sawfly) is the source of this 7044-nucleotide messenger RNA. It is a transcript of the gene Scr, whose product is annotated as homeotic protein Sex combs reduced. The transcript has 2 exons. Gene Ontology annotation, biological process: regulation of transcription by RNA polymerase II; anterior/posterior pattern specification. Gene Ontology annotation, molecular function: DNA-binding transcription factor activity, RNA polymerase II-specific; RNA polymerase II cis-regulatory region sequence-specific DNA binding. Lineage: Eukaryota; Metazoa; Arthropoda; Insecta; Hymenoptera; Cephidae. The coding region runs from base 2888 to 4006 and encodes 372 amino acids. The record is from RefSeq and is a predicted model, not a curated record. Gene Ontology annotation, cellular component: nucleus.
UGGAUCAUACAAGUGUAAAGAAACCUCGGGGUCUGAACGAUCAGAAGCUUCUGACCACCAAGCACUUGUCUCCCUAUGGAGAAACGGUAGGGAAAUACAUGCUAGAAGGAUGAUAGGUGAAAUAACGUAUAAGGAGCCGAAAGUGGCAGCCGGGCAGGCAAACAAGCAGACUAGCAAGCAGGCUGGCAGGCUGGCAGGCUGGCCGGCUGGCAGCAAUGGUGCUGCCAAAGAGAGGGGAAUAGUUCUGAGCUACUAUGGCUCGAAGUGGAAGAGAUAGCCAGUUCCGUCGGCGGCGUCGGUGACGGGGCAACCGAACGAACGGGGUGGGAAAGAAGGUUGAAAAAGUGGGGAUAAGGUGCAAUUGGAGGGGGACCGUUGUCGGAGUAGGGGUAUGUGGGAAGGGUAUCCUGGAGGCGGGCGCGCACUUCAAUUCAACGGGAACGACCACACUCGCCACAUCUGGUGAGCAACUGGGAUACUAGUUCUGCCGUCAAAAUCGCAACCCGCGAGCUUCGUACCUGAACAGGACGAGACACCAGUUACAGUAGCCAUGACGUGGUGAUCAGACCGGAAUAAAGGAUCUAAUGAAAAAUUAAAAAAAAACAAAUUACUUGUUAACGAUUAUCAUUGAUUAGAUAACUUGGUACAGACUCGGUUAUUACGAGGAUGACAAGUGUGUAAUCGCACGUAGUAAAAAGUUAUAAUGGGAAGAAGGAAGUGAAAUAAAAUUAAAAAAUGAGAAAGGACCUCUCCGAAGAAGCGUGCUAGGACUAAAAGGAGCUCCGCCUCCUCGAGAGGGCAAUCUCUCCUCUCUCCUUUGCUUCUCUUCGGCACUGGACCUCGCUCGGUCUCUGUUGCGUCGCCACCGUUCUCCCCUUCAUCCGACUGGCUACUACGUCACACAUGCUUCUGGCGCGAGCCGCCAACUCGAAGGCUCUCGGAGUUCAGUCGUUCAGUGAGUUACGAGUUGCGUCCGGGUUCGCCGUCGAGCGAUAACGGGGCAUCGAUCGGAUCGCGAGGAGAGGAUCUACCUUGCGCUCGCUCGGGUAUGGGCAACAGGUUUGAAUUUAUGGGACGAUAAAGAGUGCGGUGCGUAGUGCGCGUGUCUCUGUCCUCGCAGUUUGCCAGAAGAGACAGGACAGAGAGGAAGAGAGAAGGAGCGCGAGAACGAGAGAGUACCAGUCAAGGUAGAAGAAGAGAAAGGGAGAAAGAACGAAAGAGCAAGUGGCGGGGGCUAUCAAACUCUCAUAAAACUGUCAGCCGCGACCGCCGGGCUGACUUAUGUGCGCCCCUUCUCCAGCGAGCUCAACGCUUUCAGGUUCCGGCGUGCUCUUCUCGCAGGACCCCGUGUUCCAAAGUCAAAGGAGCCAGGCCCCCGUGCUAGAUCACUCAGGCUCCUUGACUAAAGUGGCGUGGAAUUCCGAAAUCGAGCGAACCGUAAGAUCAAAGAACGGAACCAGUAGUGGUCCAGAAGAGUUCGAAUCCCCCGGUGACUUAGGCCUAAGAUCGUCUUGAGGAGAAUCGCACGUCUACGGUUUCUCUUUGAAUCGCAGCAUCUCGUGAUUCCUCGUGGACCCGUGGCCACCCCCAGGAUACGAAGGGGGCGCGUGCGCGCGGGCCCCUGACCGCACCAGGGGCGCACCAGAGGAAGACUUUUCGGUGACGUCGAGCCUAGAGUGGGCCCCCACUACCACGGGCUCCCGAAUAUCUCUCCAUUAGCCCCCCUGACGGGCUCUCCCUUCUCCGUAGCUACGACUCGCACCCCUCUCAUCCUUGUCACUUCGACCAGCGGAGAACGGGGUUGAAGAAUCCUCCACGGCGGCAAGAGAGACCAAUCAAGGUUUGACGAACGGCGGGGAUUGGUCGGCGCUCCUGACACGCAGCGCGGCACGUGACAGCUACCGCACCGGCUCCGAGAUCGCGGUUCAGUACGAUACCACCUCCUUCCGCGCACGCAACACGAGAGACACACGAGUCGGUGCGCUUAUACGAGAACGCGACGAACACCUCGUUCGUGUCGUGAGCCUUCGGUACACCGGAACUACUUGGGUGUCGUACAGUUCCUUCGCGUCAGGAAGAGCGAUUCAACGAUCAACUCUAAGGAACGCCUGUGUCAUCGAGCGUUGGUCGCGUACGUCGCGAGAGUCUUAACUCCUUCAAGAAACUCUUACUCCUUUGUUAUUCUACUUCCUGUCCAAGAGGAACCCGGCUGUCCCGCAACCAGUGAGUUUUCAAUGGGGCGUCUCGAUAGGCCGCUAUGCUACUCGGUGGGCCCCCGAGUUCCCCGUAGGUAAUUGCGCCUCGUAAGGUCGUAAAGAAGCAGAAGACAGUUUUAUAGCCUCGGCCCACGUGGCGCUCGUAAACUAACUUGACUCUGGCUUGCUCGCUCGCUCGCACGCUUGUCCGUGUGCCUCUCUAUUAGUCGGUGACCCUCGUUCAUUAUCGAAUCAUUAGUCGUGUUAAAGUCCCCGCUAUCCUGAACGCUGUAACAAUCAUUGUGAACACCUUAAGAUACGGACGUACUCGUUCGCAGGAGGUGGAAGAGUGUCACUGGCCGAAGAAAGAUAGAACCUGAAGUAAAAGAAGGAACAGAAGGAAAUCGUGUGAGCAAUGCGACCGUUCUCGUAUAAAUCCUUCAGGUCGUCGUCGUCGUCGUCGCUCUCGUCGUCGUCGUCGUUGACGUCCACGUCGUUGCGAUCUUUGUGAAAGAAUAAAAAAUCGCGAUGCCACGUCUUCGUACUUAAAUACUCAUCAAAAGCAGUGUGAAGUUCAAACGUUUUUUUUUAAGUGUAUCCUGUGAUUGUUCAUCCGGGUGAUUUAUCGUAUCGCGUCCAGGCACGCAGUUUUCCGUGUGAGCUCGGAUUCCACCAAAGUACAUCGGGAUAAGAUGAGUUCCUAUCAGUUCGUUAAUUCUCUGGCUUCUUGCUACGCCGGUCAGCAACCUCAGCCCCAGCCACGACCCACCCCUAAUUCACCUGGAGAACCGAUGCAGGCUGCUUCACCCGCCGGUGGUGAUUACUACAAUCCAAAUGCUGCGGCAACCAGCUACCCUACACCUUGCUACUCGCCACAGCAGCAUUAUCCUCAACAUCCCUACGCAACUCCAGCUGCGGGGAUGCAGCACACGCCACCUACGGGGAUGAUAGACUACACUCAGCUACAACCUCAGCCACGGCUCAACGCCACGGCAACGUCUCAGCAACACAUGCAUCCACAACAGCCGCAGCAUCAUCCUCCGCAGCAACAUCAUCCCCAGCAAUUACAUCCAGAUCCUACUUCGCCCUUGCUCCAGGCCGCCUCAGCACCCUCUGCUCCUUCUACGUCGAGCUGCAAAUACGCGGACUCCACCUCCUCCACGAGCGUAGCCUCGCCUCAGGAUCUUACGACCUCCACGUCGAGGAACAGUCCCACUCCUCUGGUUGCACCUGGACCGAGCAAAGCUGGAUCGGGCCUUGCCUCUCCGCCUGGAAGUUCUUCUAGAUCGUCCGUGGCUGCUUCAGCGGCAUCGCCUCCUGGUGGUAGUACAAGGGGGGUUGGCGAAGGUAGCUCUACGCUGACUACCGCAUCGUCUGCAUCGUCACCAGCUUCGUCUACGUCCAGCACAUCCAGUACCGGUAAUAACUCCUCGAACAAGGGCAACGCCAGCAGCAGCAAUCCUCCGCAAAUCUACCCCUGGAUGAAAAGGGUUCAUAUCGGACAGAGUACCGUAAAUGCAAAUGGCGAAACCAAACGGCAGAGGACUUCCUACACGAGGUAUCAGACCCUGGAGCUGGAGAAGGAGUUCCACUUCAAUCGCUACUUGACGAGGCGGCGGCGUAUCGAGAUUGCCCACGCGCUCUGCCUGACCGAACGUCAGAUAAAAAUCUGGUUCCAAAACAGACGGAUGAAGUGGAAGAAGGAGCACAAGAUGGCGAGCAUGAACAUCGUGCCGUACCACAUGUCGCCGUACGGCCACCCUUACCAGUUCGCUCCGCACCCAGGCCAGUUCGCACAUUUGGCCACAUAGGACGAGUUCUCGCCCGCCGAGCUCGGAGCACACGCUGUCCGGUUCCCCGGGAUGUACGGCGAGCAGAACUUCUAGGCUUUUUCCAAGCGUAUUACCCACGCGAGUUGGGUAAGCGAAGACUUCACUUCCGGUAGAGGGAUCAGAAUGAAUCCAAGAGUGCGAUGAAGCUAUUUCUUGGAAUUGUCGAAAUCAAUAUGGUCCUACAGACACCAAUAAUUUUUAAACCAAUAGCUAGGAAAUCGUAUCCGUGGAAACCAUCGAGUUCAGUUGUAAAUUUUAAAACCGGAAAUGUAAAUUCAUGAAGACGUUCGAGAAGUCCGUGGUAUCGUAUUCGUAUUGGACCAUGGAAUUUAAUCCUUGGAACUUCCUGAAUUCAUAUCGAUCCUCGAUCGGCAUUCAAGAUUCAUUACUCAGAGAAGCGAAUCUCGUGCGAUAGUAAAAGUGGCCAAUUUCCAUGAACCCAAGGAAUAUAGAACAGAGCACUCUUUCUCAAAUGACUAUUCGAAGUUGAAGGGAAGCCAAAAUUUUCUGCAUAGCGUUGCCGUGCGCCCGAAAUAAUAGACUGGACGCGCUCCGAGGGGCUCCCACUUGACAAAUUAUAAAUUAACAUACAUGAACGUGGCGAGUCCUCCUCAGCGGGCGAGAUAAACGAAUAUCUAGCGUAAGUGUAGCGAUUAGCGAUUUAAACUAUUAAACAAUUAAUUACCCUAACCCGUCCAGCUGCACACUGUUUCCAGUCUGUUCUCGCGAUUUCGAAAUCUCUAAUGAGUUAACAGUACUUAGAUAUUACGACCACCGUGGUAGCCCUCUAUUAUCAUCUGGAUCUUAUCGCGAUCCAGAUGAUCCGGGAUCCCAGUUCCUCGCUCGGCCGUAUCUAUACACACUCCCAGCAUCCUAAUUGUCAAACUCGCCGAUCCGAUCCACAAGAACAAAGAGAACCAUCUUAAUCGUAUACACGAAGAAUCGCAACAGUUCCGUGAAAUGAAUAAUGUAACACAAUUUCCACGAAGCGACAGAGUCUAGUUUCAAUAAACGUAAAAGAUACGAGAUAGCAAUAAAAGUUCUAAAUCGUUCUCAAAAAGAAUCAAGAAGAGGAGGCUAGUCUCGAACCAUCGAUCGUAACGCAGCAGAGUAUAAACACGACUUUUGCUCAAACUGGAUUAUCCGUAACAUCCGGAAGAACUUGGAAAGGCGAUCAUCCAUAAAAAUAAGCAAACGUCCUCGAUUCUCGAUCAUUUUGAAUUGGCGUUAACGCGGUUCGUUAUUUGACGAAAAGCGGAUGUUACGGAUGGUCAAUUAUAUCACAGAGUACCUUAAAUGAUUACGGUAUGACGAUGACUCCGGGUGAUCCAGGUAUGUUGCUCAAUCGGGUCUGGACGUAGAUUAAUGUUAAUGGACGAAAACGGUGAGCAGCUGAGGCCCCAGCAAGAAAGCAAGCAAACUCUCUGUAAAUAGUGUGCACCGUAUUGUACCCCGGAUCUCUUAGGAGCAGCCCCGUUGUUCCUAGCAGUCUGUUAUACACCGUGCGCGUAUGUAUAUGUAUAUCGUCCUAAAGCAUAAGCCUACUUAUGGAGAAUGCGUACGCAUCGUGUGUACACCCAGCACCGCGUGUUGUGUGCAAUUAGGUGCCGUGGCCGGUUGUGCGCGUGCGCGUGCGAGAGGUACCCGAUUCUGCCGCUAGUGUAUUGUCGCGCUAGUCGAUUGCGUGUUAUACGCAUGCGCACGGACGAAAUCGCGGCCGAGGUAUCGGCGUGCAUUAAUUGGUUAAUAAAUUCGAAAACAAAUUGCCCGUUAGCUGGUAAAUGGACCGCAGGUGUGUAAAAAUUAGCGAGUGUGUGCGGCGCGCAUGCGUGCGCACGAGUAAUUGGAUAUCUUGUGAUACGAAAGCCGUCGCUCUGUGUUUAGUUUUACGUGGUCAUAUGCGAUACGAGAUGAAGCAAAUUCGGAAGCAUACAGGGAUUCUAAGUAUACCGGAGAAACGAGAUGAUACGUGAAGUAAGAUAUUGAAUUGUACAUAAUUAUUUGAAUAUACGUUAACACGAAUAUCGAGGAUGUUAUUAUUGUACGGGGCGUUAGUGAAAUCACUUAAAUUCUCUUUGCCCUCAACGAAGUCAAGGAAUGACAUAAAAAUUUUAAGUAUCGCGAGUACAUUAGACUUUAAAGGUAAAACCUUAUAGCGAUUUUCUUCAAGAUCGUUCGAACCUGUCAUUAUUUUUUUUAAAUCUAUCAAAUCGAUUUGGUAACAGUCCCCUCGCGUUAUCGAAUCGUAUAUAUCGCCAAGAAUCAAGUUGUUUUCGUAACGCCCGGUACUAAUAGGCAUAUUUAAACGAAUAGAGGCGACUACGACGAGGACGACGACGAUGAUGAUGAUAAUUAUUAUUAUUCUUAUUACAUUGAUUAAUUAUUAAUAUUAUUAUUAUAUUAUAUUAUUAUAUUGAGAGUGAGUCUGUUGCUAGUGACUUGGUCCAGUGUUAAUAUUGUAUUUUAUUUGUUUCGUUAUGAUUUUUUGUUGUUCACGCCGCGUGUCGUCAACACGCUCCGUACCUACGAACGUGCAUAAACUGCGUAGAAUUCGCCUGUGCGCAUGAAAAGUCAGUUGUUUUUUUUUUUUUCAUUCAUUUAUCAAAAAUUAAUAUAUUUCGGUGCAUCCAUAUACGUGUACGUCUCAAUGUUCGAUCCUUCUCGACAAUUCGUAUCGUCGAUCGCGAUCAUUUCAACCGAGGCGUCUUACGAUACAUCGAUUCGGCCACUUCACUUCAGCUUCUGUACCAGCAUCUUAAUUGCUCUCACGUCCAGAUUAAACAAAAAAAAGACAUCUCGCUCGACAAGCGUACAGGAUGCAUUCUCCCACUUAAGUUAAGCUCAAGUAUUACGUUCACGUAGCGUUUUCAAAUGUUACUUCAUUCCAUGUAAUAUACGUAAUAGUCUAACUAAAUACCUAAAUCUACUACAUCUACGUAACCUAGAGCACCGUACGUGUAAGAUCAUAUAAUUAUAUAACUUAAAUUGUAAUUAUUAAAUGGUAUGACGUAAAGAAA